GGAGGGGCCCUUCAGAUGUGUGCAUCUACAACUAGGGCUCGACUGGAAACGUAUUCCCACCGAAAGCUGACUUCCGGCGGAAGGGAAAGUGGGUUCCGCUCGCUGGCCGAAUGGGCUCCGGCUGGCUCCCUCGUGAAACUUGCUUAUCUGAGAAGGCAUACUUCGAAGGACGGGGAUGGCUUUUGAGCAGACACUCCAAAAGGAUUGGUACAGCAUUCUGGGGGCAGACCCGACUGCAAAUGUGUCAGACCUAAAACAAAAAUAUCAGAAACUCAUAUUACUGUAUCAUCCAGAUAAACAAAGUACAGAUGUACCAGCAGGAACCAUGGAUGAACGUAUACAGAAGUUCAUUGAAAUUGAUCAGGCAUGGAAAAUUCUAGGGAAUGAAGAAACCAAAAAAAUGUAUGACCUGCAGCGGCAUGAAGCUGAGCUAAGACGUAUGGGGCCAGUAGAUGCACAGGUGUACCUUGAAGAUAUGUCCUGGAACAAAGAUGAUGAGUCUUUCUCUCUGACCUGCCGAUGUGGUGGAAAAUACACUGUCUCUAAGGAUGAAGUAGAAGAAGUGAACCUGAUUUGUUGUGAUACGUGCUCACUGAUUGUAGAACUCCUUCAUCAGCAAUGAACUGUGCAUUCCCGAGAUCCUUUAACAUGGAUCCAGCGUGUCCAGAGACCACUCAGUUUCAAGGAGACAGAUGCUUUCUUACUAGCUGUAUAAUUUACUAAGAUAAUAUAAGAUCUUCAAGCAAAGACUACUUCAGAUUAACAAAUUAAUUCAGUUGUUUAUAUGUAUAAUUACAGGAUAUCACGAAAAGGACUUGGAUUACACUUCUGGAUUUCUACCUGACAGCUUUUGUUUUCUCCUUGGUACAAAAUACUUCUUGUUUUUAUAUAGUUUGUAGUUUUUAUUUUUUAUAGUUUAUUCUUUAUAGUUACUAAGGGUUUUGUUUUUUGUUUUAAUCAUGUGUGUGUGUGUGUGUGUGUGUGUGUGUGUGUGUGUGUGUGUGUGUGUAGGGCAAUAAGUGAGUCUUCUGUGAAGAGUUGAUUUUUCUCUUCUUCCCCUAUGUGGGUCCCAGGGGUCAAAUUUGGGUCCUCAGGCUGUGGUAAGUGCCUUUACCUGCUGAAACAUCUUGCUGUCCCCAUUUAUGAAGUUGUUGAUGUAAAAGAUGAUGUUUUUAGUUACUGAAGUUAUAUGCCUACUGUAUACCUAUUUCAAAUUUGCAGGCAUUUAAAUAAGAUUAGGAUUUCGUGAACAAAGUGUGAGCCCAGCUCUACCCUAAACAAGGCUGGAUAUGGAUCACUACAAAUGUAUUUCAAAGCUAGUAAAGAGGACCAAAUGUAGAAAACGUGACUCCAGUCCUGGCCCUGGAUGUCUAAAGCUUGUUGGCUGCUUAUCAUAACUUCAGAUGUAAUUUAAUAAGAGAAAACUUUUAAGAAAUUGAAAUUCAGAUUUUAUUUUUUAUUUAAUUGCCUCCAUUUAAGACCAAGGAGCCAUUUAUUUCAUUACUGGUGUGGUGAAGGUGCUUUUCUAACGAAUGAUUACUGACGACAAUGGGCUGGAGGUGCCAUACCCUACAUGAGCUCUUCGUAUGUAACACUGUGUUUACGAUGUAGACCAGAGUUCACUUUCCCAACCCUGAGGGCCUUAUGGAGCACCUCUGAUUUCCGUAGUCUAACUCUCGGUGUUGUCAGAAGAGCACAGACUCGGAGUGUCGGUGUCCGACUUGUGUAAAGGCAGCCGACACACGAGGCACACUGGAGAGCAGAUUGCUUUCACUGGACAGGCACCACCAAAGUUCAAAUGUCAGGUAGUCAUCGAGAUUCUCCCCCAAGAUAUGUUUAUGUCAUAACAUUUAGAAAGAAAACUUGUUUGGGAUUUUUAUCCAAAUACUUUCAAUUAAUGUAUUUUGCAGAAUGUGAUGUUUACUUUUACAUUUAAUUAAAAACAUAAAUAAAACUGAGUAGCAAAUAGUUUAUUGGUAAAGUCAUGGUUUCAACUGCAGUAAUAAAUUCAUUGAAUAGGAGACAAUAAUCAAGUCAAAAAAUAAAUGUUUGCUAAUCAUCAGAAAACCUGUGGCCAUUUGGGCUGUCCCGCAGAAAUCCAAAAUCACUGAAAGGCCAAAUCUGUAAAGUGAAAAUACAGUUGAAGACAGUUAACGAGAAUUCCUUAUCCUCAUGACCUUCUCUUUUCCGUCAGAUCAUUGUCUGUUAGAUAAUGCAGUGCACUCUCUUCAUCAGUUCUUCUGAAAUAAGCUUAUGUGUUCAGCCUGGGGCGUUCAAACAGAAUACCAGAAACCAUGUAGGUUUAGGACAUCCAUAUAUAUUUGUGAAGACCUGUCUUCUUUUACCAUCCUAAAAUAAGUCACACUACUAGUCUAUGGUACUUGAUACUUGGUUGCUGUUUCAAUAUAAAGAAUCCUGAACAUUACACAGUUGCCCUAAGCACUCAUGAGUUUUUCUUCUUAUGCCUUUUGAUGAAGGGGAGCAGGUGUGGUGAUGCACACCUGUAAUCCACACCCAUGACACUGACACUUAGGAGACAGAGACAGGAGGGUGGAGAGUUUAAGGCCAGCCCGGACUACAGAGUGAGACUGUCUCAGAACAAAAUUAUAUCAACCAGUAAUGGAAGAACCAAUGAAGAUGACAAUGUCAUCCAAGGCUUGUACAUUCCCUACAGCCAUAUGCCUGCCUAUGGCUUGCUGGAUUUGACUAGGUCUGCCUGCAUUCCAAGUAGACUGAGCCUGGGCUGCUGUUGUAGAAAUGCUUGCUGAAAUGCCAGGGUAUGACUAUGGCUAUAAAAGUCACACAUGACAGGUUGAUUUCUGUAAACUCAAAGGCUCCCUAGGCGACCAUUAGUUGAGUUUGAAUUACACAAAUUUCUGUUCUUCCCCAUAGGAGAAGAAAAGGGAGAGGAUAAUAUUUUGUCUAUAGCUCUUAAGUAAAGGUAAAAUGUUCAUCAAAUGUAGUCACUGCAACAGUUAAGUCAACUUGAGAGAUGCACCCCCCAACGAGAGUAACGCUGGCAUUUUAGGCACUGAAGCAUACCUUAAAGAAGAUCCGCCCUCGUAUUAGUCCAUAUGGAAUAGGUCCGUAGUACCUGGAGUCUGUAGAAUUCUCUAAGUUGUCACCUUCUAACCAAACAUGACCUGUUGGCACCUGGGAUUAGUAAAGACAAGCAAGUCCUUUAAAAAAAAGAAAACCUCAACAGAGGACUGUCACUAAAAAUACGUCCUUAAAGGCCCAGCACUGUGGUAUACACCUAGAAUCCCCACACUCAGGAGACUGAGCAGGGGAUUAUGAACACAAAGCUAGCCUGGGCUACACAACCAGUAUGUGAAAGAAAGACUUCAUUUUGAAGUAGAGCAUAUGCCCUAAAAUCUUCCUUUAUACGUGUCACAAGAAUUGCUAUUUUUGUUUUCAUAUCUUACUAACUAAAUAUCAAAGGUUUCCACACUUUUUAAAGAUCCCUUUAUUAUAUAGUUCCCAAACAUUAAUUUGUAGAAACCCCAAACUAAGGCUGUAAGAAAUCCAAACAGUGUGGCAGUGUCAUUAAUUUAAUAGACUUCAAAAGAGGUCAUUAGGCUGCUGACUGAAAAUGUGCCCUCCUGUUGUAAUAACAGCAUAAGCAGGGCAGCCAGUCAGCAACAUCCUGGGGCCAGUUCCAAGGCCAGACCUAUUAGAACGCUCAUGAUGAACUAAGUGGUAAUGGAUUGUGACAUCAAUUACGGAUAAUCUCAUCAUUUUACUGCAGUGGGCUUGUCAGAGUUCUAAUUAAGACCCCUGUCCUGCCUUUGUACAGGCCAUAUCGUCACUGCCUUAUAUGUUGAUAAUGACCAUCAAGAACCAGGAGGACCUAUUAUAAAACCACAGUUGCAAAUUAAUGACAGUGACCUUCUACUAGAUGAAAAGACAACUCCUGUGUAUUAACUGGUAAAAAGUUUAAAGUGUUUACUCAAUUACAAUCCUUUUAAGAAGGUGGUACUUUUCAAAAAUGCAUUCCUCCUAUAUGAGACAUUUCCCCACUAACAUUCAUUUAAUAUAAACAGAAGGUGCUUCGUGGCAGUAGUCUGUACACCACCCUUUAAUGUUUUUAUUUUACAGUUUUUGUUAUGCAAGAAAAGUUGAUUCACUGACCAGACAAAACAAUCUAUUGGGAAGAUUGCAUUAUUUUUGGUACAGCUUAAUAGGAUACACUAUAGUUCGAUUGUUUUGUAUCACAAUUUUCUUUUUGUAUAUUCUUUGUUUGGUUUUGGUUUUGGUUUUUUGAGACAGGGUUUCUCUGUGUAGCUUUGCGCCUUUUCCAGGAACUCACUUGGUAGCCCAGGCUGGCCUCGAACUCACAGAGAUCCGCCUGGCUCUGCUGGGAUUAAAGGUGUGCGCCACCACCACCCGGCCUUUUUGUAUAGUCUUAAAAGCAUUUAAAUUUUAAGUUUAUUUUCGUAAGAUUAUAUUUCUGGGAUAUGUGAAAUGAUUAGAGGAACUAGUUUCAGCUCCUAGAGCCGACAACACGUCCAGUGCCUACCUAUACCAUGAACUGGCUGCUAGGCAGGGACAGGUAAGAUGGUCGGUAGAAAAGCAAGUGUAUCUGAAGUCACGGGCAACAGGAACACUGCAGCGGGCAAAGCCCAGUCUACCUACCACAUUCUCAAGUUUUACUUUCGGAGAAGAUGCAAGAGAAAGAGCUCUUGUAAUUAUAUUUCUAGUUUCUCAAAAUAUGUUCCCGAACCCUAAAAAACAGGUGCUAUAUAUGACUGAAUAAGGGACACCAGUAAGAACAAAAGGAAGAUGCUUUAGAAAUAGGUUAAUAUACUAACAAUCUCGGGAGAUCUCUACCCAGCUAAGGACCCAUGGCAUUUACAUUCCACCUUCUAUGUGGCUUCCCCUGUUUGCGUGCCUAUGCCAAAUGCUCUGAGUUUUUAGGACAUGUGUUAUAUAAUACCAAUCUUGCUUGGAGUGCUGGAUUAAAACAAUAUCCUUCUUUCCUGUCUUUUUUUAUUUGUUGAGACAUUGUAGCCUGGCCUCAAACUACAGCCAAGAGGAUAGCCUUGAAGUUGAUUUUCCUAUUUCCACCUUAAGUUCUAGGAUUAUAGGCAUAUGUCACCAUACCUGAUUUUCUGUGGUGCUGGGGACUGAACCCAGGGACUACUGCAUUCUAGUAAAUCAUUCUACCAACUGUGCUACCUCCCAAGACUGCUUUUAUCUAUCUCUUUUCACUGUUUUAUGAUAAGCAGAUAUUAAUACUAGAAUUGUAUUUUUUUGUUAUUUUAUAUUAUCAGUGUCAUUAAAUUUUUGCCAACCCAGUGGUAAGAAAUAGUA
Peromyscus eremicus (cactus mouse) is the source of this 5313-nucleotide messenger RNA. It is a transcript of the gene Dnajc24, whose product is annotated as DnaJ heat shock protein family (Hsp40) member C24. Gene Ontology annotation, biological process: positive regulation of ATP-dependent activity. Gene Ontology annotation, molecular function: ferrous iron binding; ATPase activator activity. Lineage: Eukaryota; Metazoa; Chordata; Mammalia; Rodentia; Cricetidae. The record is from RefSeq and is a predicted model, not a curated record. Bases 176 to 622 code for a protein of 148 amino acids. The transcript has 5 exons.